AGUACAUACCGGAAAUCCCGACAACAUAAACAAAAGCCCGCGUGGUGGCAGUAAACCACAAAGCUGGCCAAACAAGCUCAAAGAAGAUCGCGUUUUCAUUCAGUUUUCGGUACUUUGGUGCUUUUAGCAUGGCACCCCUCUGUAGAAGAAGGAGAGCGAUGUUGGCCGUGGCUUGCCUGCUUGCCCUGAAGAGGAGGAAGCGUCCGUGGGUCAGCCCCCUGAACCGGCAGCGACGGCAGCACGGAGAUUUCUACCGACUGGUCGCAGAGCUGAGGAUGGACAGCGAGCGCCACCUGCAAUAUUUCCGGAUGAGCGCAGAGAAAAUGGACGAGCUUCUCUCCUUCGUCGGGCCGGAGCUCAGUCGGCAAUUAACCAACUACAGAGCUCCGAUUGAACCCAGACAAAGGCUGGCCGUGGGUCUCAGGUAUUUGGCUUCGGGGGAAUCCAUGGCCAGCCUGGCAUCCAGCUACCGACUGGGCUGUGCAACGGUGAGAGAAAGCGUGCACAUGUUGUGCGGAGCCAUUGAGAAGGUGAUGAAGGAGCAGCUCCUCCCUGCGCCUACAGAAGGAGGCUGGAAGGAGGUGGCCCAGAGGUUCUGGGACAAAUGGAACUUCCCAAACUGCCUGGGAGCGCUGGGUGGGAGGCACGUGGCCAUACAAGCGCCACCGAAUUCAGACAGUCGGGCUCUUAAGGACAAAGCCCCGUCCUCCGUCGUGGUUUUGGCACUCGUCGACGCCGAUUGCAGGUUUAGGUGUGUUCAGGUGGGGGACUUUGGAAGGGCCAGCGACGGAGGAGUGUUCGCAGGGUCUGAACUGGGUGUAGGGAUGGCAGACGGAAAUCUAAACGUCCCGUCUGACAGAGCUUUGCCCGGCGCUCCUCACCUCGGCGAGGCUCCGUUUGUCAUGGUGGCUGAUGCUGCGUUGCCUCUGAAGACGUACCUGAUGAGGCCGUACCCGGGUCAGCAUCUGUCUCCGGCCAAGAGAACAUUCAACUACAGGCUGUGGAGGGCAAGGAGGGUCCUCGAUAACGCCUUCGCAAUUCUCUCAACUAGGUGGAGGAUCCUCCUCCGACGCACAGUUUUGCACAACUCAGACACCUUAGUGGUUGCAGCCUGCAUUCUCCACAACUUUUUGCUGGCUCCAGAUGACAAUCAGAGGUUGCUGGACGAAAAUGAGGAGUCAGGGCAAAACAUGGAGCCGGUGAAGAGUAUGGGAGGGAAUCGGGCUUCCAGGGCCGCGUGCAACGUCAGGGACACGCUCAGCUCUUUUUUUAUGUCGGACGAAGGAAGCCUGCCUUGGCAAAGCAAAAUGAUUUAGUUUGAUGCAGGAAUUUUCCUGCUCACUUUGGUGCCUGUUCUUUGUAACUACUGUAUUGCUUGAUAAUGUUGGUUUUUUUUCAUUGUGGAUGUUAUUUUUGUUGUUUUAAAGUUGUUCUAUUUAGCUGUGUUUCACAGGUAAUACAGUGGUUUUUAAGCACUACAGACAUUGUUCAUGUUCAACAUUUGGGAUCAACACAUGUCUGAUAUUUAUUAAACACUUGUCGUCUUAAAGUUG
Messenger RNA from Fundulus heteroclitus (mummichog), 1553 nucleotides. Its product is annotated as protein ALP1-like. The record is from RefSeq and is a predicted model, not a curated record. Bases 129 to 1316 code for a protein of 395 amino acids. Lineage: Eukaryota; Metazoa; Chordata; Actinopteri; Cyprinodontiformes; Fundulidae. The transcript has 3 exons.